Molecule: messenger RNA, 1401 nt
Organism: Dictyostelium discoideum AX4
Lineage: Eukaryota; Evosea; Eumycetozoa; Dictyosteliales; Dictyosteliaceae
Exons: 1
Coding region: 1-1401 (466 amino acids)
Source: RefSeq, a predicted model, not a curated record
AUGAGAGCAACUCAUAGUAGAUCAGUAGAUGUUAAAACUGAAUCAACAAUAAAUAUUAAAACAGAAUCAACCACAAAAGUUAAAACAGAAUCAGCUAUAGAUAGAUUUAAAUCAAAGUCAAAAAAAACUAAAAAACACCAUAAAGUUGUAAAAAGUAAUAGUGAUAAUGAUAAUGAUGAUCACAGCAAUAUUAAUAAUGAAAGAAAAAAAGUAAAAAAAAGUAUUACUAGUCUUAAAAAUAAAAAGAAACCAAGUAAAAUUAAAAAAGAUUUAGAACCAGUUGUUGAUCAAAGACAAAGGGAUACAGCAAAAAGAGCUAAAGAAUUAAAAUAUUUAGAAGAUAAUAGAGUAUUGGAAGGUGAGAAUUUCUAUGAGAAUGUAAAGUUAUUAGAGACACAAACAAAGAAAAAUUAUAAAUUGAAUGGUGAAAUAUUAAGGAAAUUAUCAGUUGAUAUCAAUAAACUCUCAGAGAGGGUUAGAUGUUAUAGAGAUCGUACGAUCAUUUUAAAGAGAUUAGAAGAAGUGAUCAAAAGAGAAACAAGUUUAAAUAAAUUUGGUGAAAUUAAAGUUGAAAUAUUUGGUUCAUCAUCGACUCAAUUAGCAUUGAAAAAGAGUGAUGUUGAUAUUGUGAUGAGCUUCGAGACAGAGUUAACCAAAAGGAAUGAUAUCACCAAAUGGUGCUAUCAAUUCUCUUCGAUUUUAAGAGCCAAUGGGUUCUAUAACAUCAAACCAAUCAUACAUGCAAAAGUUCCAAUUGUGAAAUUCUUUGACCCAAAAACAGAGUUUCAUUGUGAUAUUACAUUAACCAAAGACAGUGGUAACACUGGAGUGGUUAAAGAGUUUUGCCAAUUAUUGCCCAUCCUUCCAGUGUUAAUCAUUUUUUGUAAGAAUUGGGCAUCGGUUUUAAAUAUAAAUGACGCAUCUCAAGGCACAUUAUCGUCCUAUUCAAUAACGAAUAUGGUGAUUUUCGUAUUACAAAAGAAGGGUCUAUUACCAUCGUAUAAAGAUAUUCAAAGUUUUAAAAACUCUUCUAAAGAGGUUCAAUACGUUGUAGAUAAUAGAGAUAUAGCAGAUUUAUUAGUUUACUUUUUCAAAUACUUUGGUUACAUAUUUGAUUAUCGUAAUUCAAUGGUGAAUAUAUUGGAUUAUAAUAAUGAUAAAAAGGAACCAAUGGAUGCAGAAGAAGAAUUAAAAUUUCAAAAUAAUAGAGAAUAUGAUAAUAAAAAUCAUGUUUUACCAUUGGUUGAUAUGAAACUUGGUGAUACAAAAGAUUUAUUUUUUAUUAAAGAUUGUAUUGCUGGUCAUAAUAUUACAAGAUGUAUUUUAAGAUCUCAAUUAUUUACACUUAUUAAAUAUUUUCAAAAAGCUUAUUUAAAUUUAAUAAGUGGAAAAUUACCAUAA